Molecule: messenger RNA, 532 nt
Organism: Megachile rotundata (alfalfa leafcutting bee)
Lineage: Eukaryota; Metazoa; Arthropoda; Insecta; Hymenoptera; Megachilidae
Gene: mas
Product: trypsin-like serine protease domain-containing protein masquerade
Biological process (GO): proteolysis
Molecular function (GO): serine-type endopeptidase activity
Source: RefSeq, a predicted model, not a curated record
AUGGCAACUGGUCCUAUCCCACUUCGAGUACGCGAAGCUGAAAUACCAAUCGUGAGUGAUGCUGAAUGCAUACGAAAAGUAAAUGCUGUAACUGAAAAGAUUUUCAUCUUACCAGCAAGUAGUUUUUGUGCUGGCGGUGAACAAGGCAACGAUGCAUGCCAGGGUGACGGAGGCGGUCCUUUGGUCUGUCAAGAUGAUGGAUUCUACGAAUUGGCUGGACUUGUUUCAUGGGGCUUUGGUUGUGGAAGAUUGGACGUUCCUGGUGUUUAUGUCAAAGUUUCGGCAUUCAUUGGCUGGAUUAACCAAAUUAUCUCCGAAUUGUUCGACUCAUGUUUCAUCGGCCCACUUGCCACCGGUUUGCUGCGUUGGGCACAAAAGGGGAAAGUGAGACACAUUAAGAAGAAGAUAGAAUAAAAUGAUCUCUUAAAAUAGAUGUUUCAUAGUAACAUGAAAUAAGAAAUUGUGCUCAUAUAUGCAUUUGCAGAUAUACAAAAUUUAUAUAUCCUAUUAUACUAGCUAUAAGAAACAGAAC